GGAGAGAGGUGAGUGGACGCUGUUAUGCCAACAAGCCGAUUAUUGAAGGCUACUGAGCCCUCUCUGUCAAUUUGCGUCCGUCCUCUCAUGGUCAAACAAAGGCGGACAGACACAAUCACAUCUGAGGCUGAAGUUUCUAUCCUUACUUGGUCGGAGGCUUCAUCCAUCACCGCACAGGAAAGGACUUUUUUUAAAGGACGCUGGAACUUUUUAUGGAUUUAUAUUGUGAGAACUCUUGUGGGGAAAUCCAUUAUUUCUAUUAUAUGAGAUUUUGAGACUUGUGUGCAUGUGGUAAAAGUGACCUUCUUGGUGUCUUUUAGUUGUUGUUUUAUUAUAUAUUUUUUAAACUACAGUAGCUGCAUGGUAUUUUAUUUUUACAUCUUUCUUAAAAGUGUUUCAGGAUUUUUUGUAAAAGAAGUUAACACUAAAAGAAUGCAUGAAAUGAAAAUGGUAGCUGCAGAGAACUUUAUUAGUAAGUGAACUUUUACAAUCAGGCCCCUGCAAGCCAAAUCCUCAGAGACAACAGACAGAGCACCUCUUUGCUUUGCCCACUUUAAAAAAUGCAAGGUAUGAUGAAAAUGACCAGCCUCUCCAGGAGCACAGAUGACCAGAGGAACGUCAGUGAGAGCCCGGCUCACAAACCAGAGACGUCCAGGCACUGCAGCUGGAGCAGCCUCCGCUUCUCCAGAUGGAGAAGUGGCUCCCAGAGGACCACCCCACCUGGUACCCCCACACCAAAGGGAGAGAAGAGGGCCGAUGUGACCAAGACGCUCUUCUCCUUGGUCCAGACCCACAAUGACGACUACACGGCGGAUCCAGAUGGUGUGCAUGACACCAACGAGGAGGACGAAGGAGGCGAAGACACAGUACCCUCACCGAGCCAUGUCUUUUACUUCAGUAGGAAGUUUGGGUCCUUGCUGCAGCCAGGGGUCAACAAGUUCUCCCUGCGCAUGUUUGGCAGCCAUAAGGGCGUUGCUGCUGAGCAGGCCAGGGUCCAGAGCUAUGGAGUGUGGAUCAUCCACCCCUACAGUGACUUCAGGUUUUACUGGGACCUCGUGAUGCUCCUGUUGAUGAUGAGCAAUCUGGUGAUUUUACCCUGGGGCAUCACCUUCUUUGAAGACCAGAACACCGGGCCCUGGAUCACCUUCAACGUCCUGUCUGACACUCUCUUCCUCAUGGACCUGGUUUUCAAUUUCCGCACGGGCAUCCCGGGCGAGGACAGCGAAAUCAUCCUGAACCCCAAAGAAAUCCGCAAGCACUACCUCCGCACCUGGUUCAUGGUGGACUUCAUCUCUUCCAUCCCCGUCGACUACAUCUUCCUCAUCGUUGACCUGGAGUCCCUGCACGAUUCGACUGACGUGUACCGCACCGCCCGCGCCCUCCGCAUCGUCCGCUUCACCAAGAUCCUCAGUCUGCUGCGUCUUCUCAGACUGUCUCGCCUCAUCCGCUACAUUCACCAGUGGGAAGAGAUUUUCCACAUGACUUAUGACCUGGCCAGCGCUGCGGUGCGUAUAGUCAACCUGAUUGGCAUGAUGCUGCUGUUGUGCCACUGGGACGGCUGCCUGACCUUCAUGGUGCCUAUGCUGCAAGACUUCCCCCCAGACUGCUGGGUGGCCAAAAAUAACAUGGUGAAUACCACAUGGCACCUACAGUAUUCCUACGCCCUGUUCAUGGCCAUGAGUCACAUGCUGUGUAUAGGAUACGGCGCCCACCCACCAGAAGGCUUGACUGGCGUUUGGCUCACCAUGAUCAGUAUGGUCGUGGGGGCCACCUGCUACGCCAUGUUCCUCGGUCAUGCAACUAACCUGGUCCAAUCCUUGGAUGCAUCACAUCGCCAGUAUCAAGAGAAGUAUAAGCAAGUGGAGCAGUACAUGUCGUUCCAUAAACUGCCGGCGGACGUAAGGCAGAGGAUCCACGAUUAUUAUGAGCAGCGAUUCCAAGGCAAGAUGUUCGAUGAGGACAGCAUCCUCGGAGAGCUCAGUGAUCCGCUGAAGGAGGAGAUUGUCAGCUAUAACUGCCGUGGGCUCGUAGCCAACAUGCCGCUGUUCGCCAACACCGACCCUCAUUUUGUAACAGUGAUCCUGACCAAGCUGCGUUUCGAAGUCUUCCAACCUGGAGACUUGGUUAUACGAGAAGGAACGCUGGGUCGAAAAAUGUACUUCAUCCAACACGGCACCGUCACCGUCAUCCCGCGUGGCAGUAAAGAGAUUACGCUCAGCGAUGGGGCAUAUUUUGGAGAGAUCUGCCUGCUAACCCAAGGACGACGCACAGCCACAGUGAAGGCCGACACCUACUGUCGCCUUUACUCCCUGAGUGUGGACAGUUUCAACGAGGUCCUGGAGGAGCAUCCUCUGAUGAGGAGGGCGUUUGAGAGCGUGGCUGUGGACCGUCUGGGCCGGGUGGCUCGCAGACCCAGUUAUGUGCCUCCCCCAACUGAAUGAUCUGUUCCUCAACAGAGACAAACUCCUGCCAGAAAUGUGGAGGAUAUUUGUCACGCUUUGACUGAACUUGACCACAUAACAAAGCAACCUUCGAUGUAAAUUUUACUGAUUGCUGUUUACUUUAGUGCUCAGUGAUGAACAACCUGAUGGAGACCCUCAGUUUUAUUUAUUAACACAUUAUUGCUGCACAUAUUGCACCUUCAGUUGAUUUCAUUUUGUUACUUGGGUCUCAAUAAGCUAUAUGAUAAUUUUUGUGUUAGAUCUUUGUACACAUUUCAUGUUAGAUCCACUGUGUAAUUUACAAACGGUUGAGAAAAUAAUCACUAUUUUUAAAUAGUUUUUUCAGCAACUUACAUUUUUGGUGAUACAUGUGCUUUUUACUAAUGGCAAAUGCUAGCUUUUCCAAAUGUAAAUACUGUUUAAGAAUCAUUUUCAGUUGUCUGUAUGCUUUCUGAUGCUGCAGUUUCAUUAUCCAUCACAUCACUCAUUGGAGCGCCGGAGCACCAGCUGGCAACGCAUCAUACGGCUAUACUGUAUGUACAGAAGCGCUGAUUCUAAUGGUCACUCAGGUCUGUAGGUUGCAUCAAGUCACGGUUUAAUACCAUUGUUCACUGAGGAUAAGCUGCUGUGAUGUAAUAACUCUAACUGUACAGAGACAGAAUGUACACAGUUAUAGAUCACUGUUUACAAUUCCACAUUUCAUACUACUCACACUUGAAGAGGUAAUCUAAAAAACAUUUACAUUUGCAUCUUUGCAUCGCUACAAUUAAGUGUCCAAAAUUAUUAUCUGUGAUUUUUCUUUCCACUCAUGGACUUAAAUUACUCACUUUCCAGUUUUUCUGCAGGCAAUUCAUUUGCAAACAUAUAUAUUUUUUAAAAUUUAUGAAAGUAAAGUAGGUUAAUUAGCAGAUAAUAAUGAAGAACUUAUUGUCUCAAAAAAACUGAUUAAUUUGAACUGCUUAUUGGCAAAAAAACCCAUCUCUUAUGAGCUAUUAUUACUGUAUUGAUUGAUAUAGUGUAUUUUUUCCAGACAAAUUUGAUGCAGAAAAAAUGUGAAAUGUCAUCUAUUUUACAGUAACAUACUGUAAGAAUUCAAUAAUCACAUGAAUUUGUUCUAUUUUAACCACAAUGCUGUCCUUUUUCAUUAUUUUAACUGUUUGAUGAAUGAUCCUCAUACUUAUGAUGUCAUGUAAAUACGAAUAUUUCUACCCUUAUAAAAAUGAAUAAAAAAUUUAUUUUU
This is a messenger RNA of Sebastes umbrosus (honeycomb rockfish), 3681 nucleotides long. RefSeq names its product potassium/sodium hyperpolarization-activated cyclic nucleotide-gated channel 2-like. Gene Ontology annotation, cellular component: membrane. Bases 561 to 2441 code for a protein of 626 amino acids. NCBI's taxonomy places the organism in Eukaryota, Metazoa, Chordata, Actinopteri, Perciformes, Sebastidae. The transcript is spliced from 7 exons. Gene Ontology annotation, molecular function: voltage-gated potassium channel activity. The record is from RefSeq and is a predicted model, not a curated record. Gene Ontology annotation, biological process: transmembrane transport; potassium ion transport.